UUCUACUACGGUAGACUGUGGGUGAGACUGAAGAACGAAGAAAACAAUCUUUGCAUUGCGUAAAUGCAGAGAUUUUCUUCAGUCCCUGACAUUAUGAACGGCGAUUAAGGGUUACAAAUUCUUUGCAACAGUUCGUCAUCUUUACGCGGGACAUGGAACUCGGAUUGGAAUGUUCAAGUGACGUACCAUUGAUUAUUUGAGCAGACAGUGGAGCUCAGUUGUGCGCGGGGCUGGUUGGCUACUUCUUAUAUCUUGCUAGCUAGCUUAGCCACUACCCAGUAAUCAGUUUGCCAGCCAGCUUUUUAAACCGAGAGAGUAGCUGCAUUUUUUCUGUUAUUAGCAUUUUUUUGUGAGAAUCCUCACACAAAGUAUUUCAUUAUCAUCAAAGAACUUUUGCAUUUGUUUAGCUUAUUUUCCUAGCUAAACGGGGUGAUAAGAGUUCUGUCAACUAACUGCUCGCAAACGGCUUGGUAGAGAUACACGCACACGGACCAUCACGCCUCUAGCCGUAGUAACGUUUUUGUUUUUUGCUUUUUAUUUUUUUCUCCCUGUUUUUAGUAGAGCGUUAUAAGUUUAGUUUUGUUAAUGUCUCUCGACAACUUGAAACACUCUGCGAUCCUUUCAACUUUAUUUAAAAUGGCAGAAGACAAUGACUUAAUAGGAGCCUGCGAAUUCAUGAAAGAUCGACUAUACUUUGCCACCCUAAGAAGCAAGCCGAAAAGUACAGCAAACACCCACUAUUUCUGCACGGAUGACGAGUUUGUAUAUGAGAACUUUUAUGCAGACUUUGGACCCCUCAACUUAGCCGUGUUGUACAGAUAUUGCUGUAAACUCAACAAAAAACUGAAGUCUUUUACACUGACCAGAAAGAGGAUUGUGCACUACACCAGCUUUGACCAGCGAAAGAGGGCUAACGCCGCUGUCUUAAUCGGUGCCUAUGCUGUGAUCUACCUGAAGAAGACACCAGAGGAGGCCUACAGGGCCCUGAUCUCUGGUUCCAAUGCCUCAUAUCUGCCCUUCAGGGACGCCUCAUUCGGAAAUUGCACAUACAACCUGACGGUUCUCGAUUGCUUACAAGGAAUCCGCAAGGCCCUGCAACAUGGAUUUUUUGACUUUGAGACGUUUGAUGUGAAUGAGUAUGAACACUAUGAGCGUGUGGAAAACGGAGACUUCAAUUGGAUCGUGCCUGGAAAGUUUCUGGCGUUCAGCGGACCACACCCGAAAAGUAAAAUAGAGAAUGGUUACCCCCUUCAUGCCCCAGAAGCCUACUUCCCUUACUUUCGUAAACACAACGUCACGACGGUGGUACGACUGAAUAAGAAGAUAUACGAUGCCAAGCGUUUCACAGACGCCGGCUUUGACCACUACGACCUGUUCUUUGUGGAUGGCAGCACGCCCAGCGAUGUCAUCAUGCGCCGUUUCCUCCACAUCUGUGAGAGCACGGACGGAGCAGUAGCUGUCCACUGCAAGGCUGGCUUAGGUCGGACCGGCACUCUGAUCGGCUGUUACUUGAUGAAGCACUACCGGUUCACGGCAGCCGAGGCCAUCGCCUGGAUCCGAAUCUGCCGACCCGGGUCAGUCAUCGGACCCCAGCAGCACUUCCUGGAGGAGAAACAGACGACUCUGUGGGCCCAAGGGGACGUGCAGCGCUCUAAACACAAACAGAGGCUUCUGGACGAGCGCGGAGUUUCCCGCCUCAUCUCCACCAUGGAUGACCUGACCAUCAACACCACCAUCCUAAAAUCGCACAGCAUGGACCGCAUGGAGGAGAAUGACUACGGUGAGAAUGGACUGUGUAUGACACAAGGAGACAAACUGCGUGCCUUGAAGGGCAGACGUCAGCCGCGGUCUGCCACCACCGGUGCCCUCAGACUGGAAGACAUGAGAAUGCACAGCAGGUCCCCGUCCCAGCCGCUCAGCAGAAUGAGCCCAGCAGUGGCCACUCAGAGCUCAGUGUCUCCUCUCAAGUCGUCAAAAGUUCCGUCGUCAUCGAUCUCGGCCUCGGCCAAAAGAAUCAGCCGCGCUUCCUCUUCCUCAGCGACCAACCUCAAGAGUGCCUCCGUAAACUCAAGGUUAGCCAGCUCCCUUGGCAAUCUGUACAAAGCCCAUGACAACGACGAGGAGGACGCUGCCGGCACGCUAAAAUCAGACCCCUCUUCUCCGCCGCUCUCCCCCACCUCUGCUCACGCCGCCUCGCCCCGGACGGGCUACCUCCACGGCGGCUCGCUAGGUCCCGCCUCCCACAGUUAUCACUUUGAGGUCAACAACAACAAUCAGUAUAACUCCUCCAUCGGGGGAGGCCCUGGGAGCCCCAGCUGUAGCAUUGCCGCCUUCAAUCUCAACCACGUCGGCUCCGGGGCUCCUCCUGCGGGAAAGCUGGGAGGCGCAGAGCUCAGUCAGCCCAGGGCGCAGAGUCACGCGGGGCUGGGUGGGCUCCCCACACGCUACCUCAGCCGCUCCAUUCCCUCCCUUCAGUCUGAAUAUGUUCAAUACUAAAGCAGCAACGCUACGCUGAACCUGAGAGGCUGCCCCUCCAUCUCCACCCUCCGCCUCUUCUCUCGGACUGCUUCACACCCUUUUGCCUAUCUUUUUGUUUGUUUGUUUUGGUUUGUUUUUUUUUUAAGGGAAAAUAUAAUAAAGGGGGCGGAGCUCUGUGGCCAGGCGGUCCUAUUUUAUGUCACGUGGACACAAAUCCACAGGCUUUGCUGCGCACACUGAAGUUUUGGGAGAAGAUUUGUGUCUCUUCUGUCAACCUCAGGUCUUAAUGAACUCUGUACCAGCCGUUCUUUCUCCAGUCACGGAGACGUGGUUCUUAUCUAGCAGAUCAUGCUUUGCGCAGUAGCAUUAGCUACCCGAAUGAUCCAGGUCCUUUAAGCAAAUUAAGCUGUCCUUCAGUUCAAUGCACUCUUCCACUUGGUAAAGUCUAUCAUUCAU
This is a messenger RNA of Chanos chanos (milkfish), 2934 nucleotides long. It is a transcript of the gene cdc14ab, whose product is annotated as cell division cycle 14Ab. Gene Ontology annotation, biological process: protein dephosphorylation. The transcript has 16 exons. Bases 586 to 2496 code for a protein of 636 amino acids. The record is from RefSeq and is a predicted model, not a curated record. Lineage: Eukaryota; Metazoa; Chordata; Actinopteri; Gonorynchiformes; Chanidae.